AUGCUCGACUCCCUUACCAUCCUCGCCAUGGCCGCAGAAGCCGUACAGCGGUCUGAGUCACUUGAGCUUGAACGAGAAUUUACCAUCAGACGACCUCGAACCACCGAUAUUCCCCUCCUCGCGCAAGUCGAGCGUUCUGCUGCCCAGAUAUACCGAACUGUCGACCUAGAUUCUCUCGCAGACGGCGCCACCCUCGAUCCGUAUAUCCUCAUCACCAUUGCAAACGCUGGAUACCUCUGGGUAGCUGUAAAUCGAUUCGACCAGCCAAUAGGCUUUUUGGGAGGGAACUAUCUGUCUGGCAACUUCCACAUCAUCGAGCUGUCAGUAGCCCAAGAGUAUCAGGGUCGUGGCAUUGGAAGCGCGCUGGUGGCAACCAUGUCGCAGCAGGUCAGACAGGAAGGAUACAGAUCUAUUACCCUGACAACAUUCAAAGACCUGCCAUGGAACGCCCCAUGGUACGCCAAGUUGGGAUUUGCUGAAGUCAAGGUACACGAAAUGGGGAAGGAGUUUGAGAAACUUGUGGAGAGUGAAGCACGACAUGGUCUUGAUCCAAAGCGGCGCUGUGUGAUGAGGAUGGUAUUCUGA
Molecule: messenger RNA, 585 nt
Organism: Cadophora gregata
Lineage: Eukaryota; Fungi; Ascomycota; Leotiomycetes; Helotiales; Ploettnerulaceae
Exons: 1
Coding region: 1-585 (194 amino acids)
Molecular function (GO): acyltransferase activity, transferring groups other than amino-acyl groups
Source: RefSeq, a predicted model, not a curated record